UUUCCUUGGGGUAUUUAGAAUGCACCAAGCAAGCGUUGGCCGAAAGAUUUGGAUGUCGAUGUUGUAACGAGAAAACAAUCAUGGAGGACCUUAGUAAAAUGAAGGUGGCAGAGCUGAAACAGGCUUUGAAAGACAGAGGCCUGCCAACUUCAGGGACCAAGCCUGACCUCGUGAAGCGUUUGGGAGAGGCUCUUGGAACGUCAGUUGAUUCAUCAGCAGAUGCUGGACUCGAUGACAGUUUGCAAGGAAUCGAUGAAAUUCUCAAUGAGGAUGCCAGCCCACCAUUUCCAAAGAAGAGCAGCAUAGCAGAGCCUGCUCCUAGUCAGCCGAGUGAGCCAGUUAAAGUGGAGACCCCUUCUACGGAAGAGAAUGUGGCCCCUGCAUCAAAUGGAGUGUCAGAAAAAUCUGAUGAGCCUAAGCCUGCAGCUGGCUCUGAUGAGAAAAUUGCCAAGCCUGUUGAAGUUUCCAAACUUUCUCAUGAAGAAAGGUUGAAGAUGCGAGCUGAAAAGUAUGGAGUUGUUUCGACAGAAGCUAAAAAGGAACUGAGAGCUCAAAGGUUUGGUCUUCCAUCCUCUGGAGGUGCACUAUCUGGACUAGGCACAGGGCAGCAAAAUGUUGAUGUUGAUAAGUUGAAAAAGAGAGCAGAGCGAUUUGGAACUGUGGUAUCCAAAUCUUUGACAAAAGUGGAGGAAGAUGAACGCAAGAGAAAAAGAGCCGAACGUUUUGGAGCUUCAGACGCUAUCUCUACAAAUGUGUCCAGUGGUCUCAGUUCGGAAGAAGUGGAGGCGAAGAAAAAGAAGAGGGCGGAACGAUUUGGCCUGACGACGUAGUGGACCAAUCGGAUUGCGACGUUUAGCCUCUUGUUUUUUUUAAUGUUAUAUUUUUCUGUGUAAACUUGUCAUGUGUUCAUGCAUCGUUUCAUAUUAUUCCUGAACACUUUGUGUUGCUUUUAAAAGUUUCAUCAUUUUUUGUUUUAUGGAAACAAACAAUAGUUUUACUUAGAUGGGAAGGGAUGGCCGCGGGACACAAAUGUUGUAUUAUAUUGAUGGCAGCUUUGCAAAAAUAAGCCAGCCCCUGUGAUAGGAAUAGCGUAGCUGUGCCCACACUGUCAUUGAAAUUGCAGCACUGCUGAUGUACAUUGUACUUCUUUCAGAAUUGUUGAGCACUCUGAUUAUCAGUUUCUCCCUUAAACACUUUGCCACCUCUUCUCGCCGAUUGGCGAUGUUUACCACUCAGUUUCUUUGGAUUUUCCCCAAAAUAUGAUGGCAAAGUGAUUUAAACAAGUAUUUUUUACUCUUCACAGUCAAUAAUUGUUUUUCGGUUGUCAGGUUUUUCAAUGUUGAUAUACUGUGAAAAGAAGUAAAACUAAUAAAAUAUUCUCAGGAGUAUCUGAAGAAAUUUAAGUCUUGAUGCAUGUUCACUGGUCAGAAUAUUAUGUCAAAAAGAAUGGAAUGUGAUUAGUGUGAAAUCAAGAUUUGUACUUCAGGUAGCAAAUAGACGUAUCUGCCUCAGUGCAAAAAAGAAUGAUCUUAAAUCCUGUAGAAUAACUUUAGGGGUACAAAAGAGCUUUUAAAAUUUGCUUCAUUUCAUUUUUAAACAUGAAAAUAAACAUACUCACUGAUUGA
Messenger RNA from Aplysia californica (California sea hare), 1625 nucleotides. Its product is annotated as SAP domain-containing ribonucleoprotein. The record is from RefSeq and is a predicted model, not a curated record. Gene Ontology annotation, cellular component: nucleus. Lineage: Eukaryota; Metazoa; Mollusca; Gastropoda; Aplysiida; Aplysiidae. Gene Ontology annotation, biological process: poly(A)+ mRNA export from nucleus. Bases 81 to 830 code for a protein of 249 amino acids. The transcript has 10 exons.